CACUCGCUCACUCACAUUCUCUGUGCAUCACUACUCCCCCCGCCCCCGCCGCGCGCCCUUGUCCGGUCGGUGCGAGUGCUCCAGGUCAAGCCGGCCUGGUUCUCCUCUAUCGGACACUGGCCGCGGUGUUCGACAAGAUUUUCCGUCUACUACAACCACUGCGCUCUGCCCGCUCUGCCCACCAUGCCAAGUAGCACCAGCGGCAGGAGCGAGAGCAGCGCCGACUCGCCGUCGCCCGUGUCGACGCCCGUGUCGGUCGUGUCGUCGAUCACGACACUGUCCGAGGGCGAAAGUUUGACGACAUCUCCCCUUAACCGGCCCCGGCAGCUCGCCAAAGCGGCACCGGCAGUAGCAGCCACGACCGUGCCGGCCCCAUCAGCAGCAGCAGCAGCAGCAACACCAGUAGCAACAGCAGUAGCAUCGACAUCGACAUCACAACCCUCGUCCGCGCCAACAUUAAUACAGCAUCGGCCGAAGCAGCGACAACGCAUGCACCCCUACGCGGGGCAUGCGCCGGUCGGCCGCUUUGGCAUGCCCCGAUUUGGCAUGAACACCGCCCAGCCACACUGUCCCCCACUCGACCUCGUCACAGGCAUGAACCGCACCUGGAACUACCUGUGCAUCUUCUUCAACAUUGCACUGAGCGAGAACUAUCGCGCGCAGCUGUAUGACAAGACGCGGAGCGCAAUGAUGCUGUGCGCCGAGCUGUCCGCCGCAGACCCAACAUACUCGUCCGACCCGGGCGUGCAGGACGCCGUCGCGUCCGCACGCGCAUGGGAGGCGACCGCCGAGCUGCUCGGCACCGACGCGUUCGCCAAGCUGGGCGAGCACUUUGCCGAGCUCACCGAGGCGCGCCGUGUCGUGCAUGAGCGGCCUGGCGUUGCUGCCGCCGAAGUCGAGAAACGCGUCCGCCAGCUGUACUCGCUCGACGACGAUGCGGAUAUCACGACGCCCCACCUCGACGCAGAAAUCGUGCUCACCGAUCUAUCGGCGCGGUACGAUGCCGCGUUCCGAUCGCUGUGGUCGCAAGACCCGAUAUCCUACCUCACGUCCCUGACGACGGCGGACGCGCCGGUCGCAGAAGCGCGGCUGCUGUUCGACAUUGUCGAGUCGAUGGACAAGGAAGGGUUGAUGGACCACGACGCGCUGUUCCCCGAGGACGACGAGGACGAGUCGGGGAGCUCGACGUCGUGGGCUCCCCGCUCGCACGCCCAAGCACGGGACGACGCGAUCGCGUUCGAGCGCAUGCGUUGGGAGCAGUGUCUCGCGCGUGCGCGCGAGCGGUGCAUGUCGGUCGAUAUGCGCCGGCGCGAGUGGGCGCGCGUGCGUGUCCAGGAGCUGCUGGACGGCGGCGCGGGUCUUGCCGCGUGGCGCCGGGAGCGGAGUCGAUGAGGAGGAGGAGGAGGAGGAGGA
This is a messenger RNA of Vanrija pseudolonga, 1413 nucleotides long. RefSeq lists its product as uncharacterized. Bases 184 to 1392 code for a protein of 402 amino acids. NCBI's taxonomy places the organism in Eukaryota, Fungi, Basidiomycota, Tremellomycetes, Trichosporonales, Trichosporonaceae. The record is from RefSeq and is a predicted model, not a curated record. The transcript has 3 exons.